Lytechinus variegatus (green sea urchin) is the source of this 3323-nucleotide messenger RNA. It is a transcript of the gene otub1, whose product is annotated as ubiquitin thioesterase OTUB1-like. The record is from RefSeq and is a predicted model, not a curated record. Gene Ontology annotation, cellular component: nucleus. Bases 49 to 858 code for a protein of 269 amino acids. The transcript is spliced from 7 exons. Lineage: Eukaryota; Metazoa; Echinodermata; Echinoidea; Temnopleuroida; Toxopneustidae. Gene Ontology annotation, biological process: protein K48-linked deubiquitination. Gene Ontology annotation, molecular function: cysteine-type deubiquitinase activity; ubiquitin binding.
AUAAUUUUGUUUCUUCACACAGAAGCACUUCGAUUUUCUGUCGAAAGAAUGGCGAAUAAAGAAGGGAAUCCUACAUCUUUGCUUGUAGAUCAAGAAAUUGAACAACUCACAGGCAUGGCAAGAGAUGAGGCAAUAUUAGCACACCAGGACAAACUUGAGAAAGAGAUAAAAGAGUCCACCCAACUUAUUAGUGAGAAGCUACCACUCUCUGUUCUCACAGAUGAAUUCAAAAGUGAUCCUGUUUACUGUCAGAAAGUAGAAGACCUUUUAACAAAACACAGAUUUAUCAGGAAAACAAGAGGUGAUGGGAAUUGUUUCUUCCGUGCGUUUGGAUUUGCUUACUUUGAAACUCUUCUAACAGACAAAGAGGAGCUACACAGAUUUAUUGGCAUUACAAAGAAGAGCAAGGAUGAGCUGAUAUCACUAGGUUUUCCUGCCUUUACAUUAGAGGACUUUCAUGACACAUUUAUGGAAGCAGUGCAAUCAAUCCAAGUUAAACCAAGCCUAGAGAACCUGAUAGAGACCUACUGUGACCAGGGUAUAUCUGACUAUCUGGUAGUCUACUUUAGACUUCUCACUUCAGGAGAACUAAAGAAGCGAGCGGACUUCUAUAAGGACUUCAUCGAAGCUGGGAGGACUGUCCAAGAGUUCUGUAGCCAGGAAGUCGAGCCGAUGUCCAAAGAGAGUGACCACAUCCACAUCAUUGCUUUGACCAAUGCACUAGAGGUGGGCAUUAGGGUAGCAUACCUUGACAGAGGCGAAGGGGGCAAGGUCAACUGUCACGACUUUCCAGAUGGCUGUACACCUCAAGUCAUGCUCCUGUACAGACCAGGCCACUAUGAUAUACUCUACUCAUAGUCACGUUCUAAGUGCUCUCUAGGCAGAGCUUGUUACGGAACAGGAAGGAACUUCUUCAGGUGACUUCUGAAGGUUUUGUAGAAGCUGCUGCCUCUGAUAGACUGCUCUACCAUGGAGGCUAACAGCAUAGCGAUUGUUGGAGUGUGCCCUUGAAGAGUGGUAUUCGGGUGCAUGUUCUUGAUGACUUUUGGAAGAAUGAAACCAAUUUGUGACAUGAAAGGAUUUUGAUUGAUUUACAGCAUCAAGUUUCCAACAGCUUCUGGGGAAAGUUGUAGUAUAUUCAAGUAAGAGUUCAUCUGAAUUUUAUUGGAAUUACAGGAAAUGGGGUUUGGAGAUGUAGAGAUUCACCUCAGAGCACCUGUGAUGGCUGCGAGUGUGAGUACUGAUUGUGUUUAACUCAAUCACUGUGGUACUGUGAGUCUGAGUGAACUUUUUUUUCUUCAAAAUAUUGUAUUAUUAUUGAGUAGACCAAGCUGAAAGAAAUCUGUUUCAUCUUUGAGGAUUACAGCACCCAGAUUGGUUUAAAGACCAUGAUUGUAAUGUUAAGUUGACCUUUCCCAAUCCUCUGGAACCCAGACACUUGUAAUGGCAUCAAGUUUACGCACAUGCCAGUAAUACAGCCAAUCUUGAUCAUUGAUAGUUUUGUAUGAUAUAAAUGUUCUGCGAUACAUUGCUUGCUGGCGAAGCUCUUCGUCUAACUAAAUUCUAAGCCACCUCAAGUUUAUUGAAAUAAUUGACUCAGAGUAACCCAAUGUCCGGCAAUGGAAGACCAUGUCCAUAGAUGCCAUAUUAAAUGUCUUCAAUAUCACUCUCAUUAGUCUUGGAGAUUUUUUCUGCUUUUUUUUCAUUUUUUAAUGUAAUAUAGAAAUGUGUCAUAUAUAGAAAAGCGGCCUUUCCCUAAAAAUUUGGAAUUAUAAGGCCUGAGAUGGAAUUCAUUUAUUGACAUGUGCUUAAGAAAUUUCCAUAUUCGUGUAUUGCUUACAUUUUUGGUUCAUUUUUUUUGAAAGAAUAUGUAGCAUGACUACUCUGAAUACGCAUUAUUAUUGGUCAACUGCCCAUGAACAGUCCAUAAAAAUAUAUUUUAGUUUGGCUCAAAACAGAAGGCUACAUGUAUAAUUUGAAAAUAUAACUCCAUUUCUGGGAAUGAAACCCUGAAUCUCUCAAAGUCAGUGCAAAGAAGAAAGAAGUAUAUGUUAUAUCAUCUCCAUCUUAGUGCUACAUAUCUUUAUUUCAAUUUGACUUGCCCUGUGAUUUUAAUUCACUGAAUAAUACAUGUAUUUCAAGGUAAGUUUUUCUAAUAUUUUUUGACAGUUUCUUAUCAGCUCCUCUUGCAAAAAGUUCAAGACCACUCCUAGUUAUAAAUAUUUCAAGUCCUGAGUAUGCAUUCAAUAUUGAUAGGUCUUCUGCAUGUUUUAUACCCCCUGAAUUUAUCUUAUUUCAUUUUAUCUGAUAUAUUUUACUUUUUUAUUUUAUUAUUAUCAUAAUCUUUAAACCUGUACUAUCAGUGUAUUUUAUGCAUUAUACUGUACUGUCUAUAAUCAAUUAAGAUAAUAAUGGUACGGAUAACAUUAUUACUGAAGUUAUGAAACUUUUCAAUCAAUUUGUCAUAUGUUUCCACUUCAAUUCUUCAAUAUGAUGUUCUAAGCUCUGCUCUUGAGCCUGGUGCUUUAAUCAUUGUUGUUUGUUGCUUGAGUUUAAUGGAGUUAAUCCAAAAAAGGGAAUAUUUACACUUUUUCUGGUUAUUUUAUUCUUUACCUAAUUACCAUAUGUUUUGUGGUAAAUGUCCAUUGUGCUGAGCCUGAAGCCUUUGAUCCACUGUGCUGUAGGCUUUAGACACAGUCCUACAUCUGAUAUGAUGUUUACAUUACACACUGAGUGACCGAACAGAGACUAAUCACAAAAUCAAGGCAAAAGCUUGCAUCCACUUUGUGGCCUAUUACAUGACUCUUCAUUGUUAUAGUCUCCUCCCAGGCUCUUCACAGCAGGGACAUGUAACCACAUUCUCUUUGCCUUGUAUGAAGGCUAGCUUGAAUGAAACCUAGUGGCCCUUGUGGGGUUUCAGUUGUACCAAGGUCCAGAUCCAUGGUUUAUGCAGAUUUCUUGUAUAUUCACGCUUCCGUUUUAUAGUGGCCUUUGCGGAAAGCAUGCAUUUGAUUGGAUAUUUUCUUGGUGUACACAGUAAAUCAGCACAAUUAUGUACAAAAAUCUGCAUACUUCAAGGUUUGACAGUAUGGUACAAUCAAAACCUAUUUCGAGAGUUCAGGCCAGUAAGGCCCGGUAUUUAAUAAAAAAACUGCAAGAAACAAUUCUUGUGUGUCACUUCUGUAUUGUAGAAUACAUGUUUUGUGCUUAUAUUGUAAUGAUGGAAGAAGUUGCCAUGUAUUUUAGUAUUUAAUUACAUAAAGUAAAAAAGAAUUGUACUUUUAUGAAGAGGAAAUAUUAAAAUCUGUCGAUAUUGUACAAGA